AAUUGCUCACUCAUAAUUCACUCCUCUCGGUAAACCAAACUCAAAACACCAUCACCAUUGUCAGCAGUCUCUCGACUACAACUUGAUUCGAUUUCAGCCAAUUGUCCAAAGACGAAGGAAGUAACCCCAAUCAUGACCGUCGUCCACGUUGUGCAGUUCCAGUUCAAGGAGCUCAUCCCAACAGAGGAGGUCAAGUCGAUAUGCGACUCGAUGCUGGCGCUCCGGGACAACUGCAUCCACCCGACGUCCAACAAGGCGUACGUCAAGUCCAUCGCGGGCGGGCUGGACAACAGCCCCGAGGGCAUCCAGGGCGGCAUCACGCACGUCUUCGUCGUCGAGUUUGAGAGCGCUGCGGACCGCGACUACUACGUGCACAAGGACCCGGCGCACCUGGCGUUUAUCGAGGAGGCGGGGCCGGCGAUCCUCAAGGCGCGGGUUGUUGACUUUACGCCGGGGGUAUUUUGAGGGAGCUUGUUUUGUGGCGGGUGAUGGAUGGGAUGUAUGUACUCUGUAGCUGUAUGUCUAUUUUGUAUGUCUCCAUGUGUGUCUGGCUCGGGUUGGUGAGACCGACUCCUGGGGUCCUGAUGA
Colletotrichum destructivum is the source of this 588-nucleotide messenger RNA. Its product is annotated as Putative stress-response A/B barrel domain-containing protein HS1/DABB1. The transcript is spliced from 2 exons. Lineage: Eukaryota; Fungi; Ascomycota; Sordariomycetes; Glomerellales; Glomerellaceae. The record is from RefSeq and is a predicted model, not a curated record. The coding region runs from base 133 to 465 and encodes 110 amino acids.